CAUCGGCAAUACUCCCUUACAGUCUCUUUAUUAUCUCCACCAGAUCUGCACCAUUUCUAAUUUUCUUUGCUCAAAAAUUGAUAUCAGUUUCACAUGAUGAUUAUGAUGUUUUACAUAAAAUCCUGCUGUUGAUCCUUAUCGGAAAUGUACACACUCAUCAAAUAUUUUCCAUAGUUCUGUUUCUCUUCUCUCUCUCUCUCUCUUUUUGAUGGGGAGAGGGAGGUUUUUGCGGAUGAAUGAUGAUGGCGGAGGCGAAUAUCUAUGGACGGGAAUGGUUGGAUCAUCUUCACCAUCGAGAUCGCCGCCGAUUUCGUCUCCGCCGCCCACGGUCGGCGUCGGCGUUGAUGAUGGGGUAAAUUACAUACUCCACACCGUCACGAAAUUCGAUACGCUCGCCGGAAUAGCCAUCAAAUACGGAGUUGAAGUAGUAGACAUAAAGAGGCAAAAUGGGUUGGUGACAGAUCUCCAAAUGUUUGCUCUUAAGACCCUCCAAAUACCAUGCCCUGGCAGACACCCUCCUUCCCCAAGCUUGUCCAGUGGGCACGAAACUCCUGCACGGCCAGGCAGCUCUCAGCAGUCCGCAUCUAGCCGUAGAUACUCCGAUAUAUUCGAUUCGUUUCAAUCACUAAAAUUAAAAGCUUCUUCGGAUGAAAAAGUUUCACCGGCUAUGAGCCUCUUGCGAGGGUAUUAUGGUCUCAAACCAACCGAGCCAUUCUCCGGCAGAUCAUCCUUUCCUACUUCCAAUCCCCCACUCAGCCACCAUAGAAAAUCCAAGAGCGCCGCAAACUGUUUAUUAGCUUCCGAAAACGGUCAUCUCGUCGAUCGGCUCAUGCCUGAAGAACCCGAAACUAGCGACUCGAUCGAAAAGCAUAUCAGACGGCGCCAAAAAUCUGUUGCCGAUUUCAGCAAAUGCACCACUCCAGAAAAAGUUCUGAAGGAGGAAAACACUAACGGAAUCGCAAUAUCAUCGAUCACUGGUAAAGGCUUGGCCCUCAGGCCCAAGUCUUCGGGCCGGGCUGCUGAUGGUGAAACGGGCCCUUUUCCUUUGAGUUUGGGGGAUUCUCUCUUAAAUGACAGUGGGAGUUGUGUGAGGAAGUCGUCGAGCACGUCGAGUUUGCACGACUCGGAAAAUGGGGCAUUGUCGUCAAUUUGGCUGACGUCUAAGUGGAGUUUGAAGCCGGACUUUCAAGCUUUUUCGGCUGCAGCCAUUGCUAGGCCCAUAUUUGAUGGCCUGCCUAAACCGUCUAAUCGAAAGAACAAAGCGGCACUGGAUUAGGUUAGUUAGUCUCUUUUUUCAUAUUUAUUGUUUCUAAUUGAUGAAAUAGCAAAAGGAUGAUUCGUGGUAAAGAAAGAAAUAAAACGUUCGAAUCUCAUCGGAUAGUCUUCUUUUAUUUUAUUUUUUUUUUUCCUUUUUUUUUGUCAAAGAUUUAAUUUUAUGCUCUUUUAAGUGGACUGUAAUAGAGCAUGUGAGCAAGCAGCCUUGGAUAGGCGUAUGUAUAUUAGACUUUUGGGUCUGUUCACUUUGAUGAUGGAGAAAAAGGCAUGUAUACAUAUCAUGAUUUAUACAAAUUUGUAUUGCUUCAGAUUGUCUGGUGCCAGUUGAGUAAAACUGAAACUGGUAUUUAUUCUGUAAAAGCGAAUUCAUAAAGAGAAGUUAAAAU
Molecule: messenger RNA, 1661 nt
Organism: Striga asiatica
Lineage: Eukaryota; Viridiplantae; Streptophyta; Magnoliopsida; Lamiales; Orobanchaceae
Source: the annotation of a GenBank genome assembly